UCUUACUUCUCUCCGUCUUCUCCAUUCUCCUCCAUUUCUCUCAACUCCCAAGUCUCAAUCUCUCAGACUCUCACUCUCUAACACCUAAGAUAGUGAGUUCUCUAAUUUCCUCUCUCGUCCUACUCUUUGUUUUAUUUCUCUCUUGCCUAGAAGGUGGUCAGACUAGAGAGUAUAAAUCGAGCACUUGUACUGUUUAGUUCAAGGGACUUCUACCAUCCCAUCAAGCACGCUACAAGGAAGGUGGUCAGACUAGAGAGUAGAGAUCGAGCAAUUGUUCAGUUCAAGGGGCUUCUACCACUCCAUCAAAGCACGCUACAAGGAUUCUGGGAUUUUUAUUAGAGGGAAAAAAUGGAUCCUGCAACAGAAGAAUAUGCUGCCUUUGAAGAGAAAGUAAAGAGGACUGUGCUGAUUGAUAACCUUUCUCCUUUGGUUACUGAGGCUGUCCUGAGAGCAGCUUUUGACCAAUUUGGGGAUGUCACCAAUGUUCAUAUACUUCCCAACUACUUUGAACCCAACAACACUGCACGUGCAGCUUUGGUGCAGAUGCGAACAUCAGACCAGGCUGAGAAGCUGAUCCAUGAGGUUAGCAAUUCCCCAUUUAUGAUCAUAGGGAUGCCCAGGCCAGUCAGGGCACGUGCUGCACAGCCCGAGAUGUUUGAUGAUCGUCCUGCUAGACAACCUGGAACAAGGAUUGAAUGGCGUUGGGUGGACCCCGAUGAGCCUGAGUUUGAGGUGGCGAACAAGAUGAAGGCUCUGGUGCGCCAACAUGCUGCUGAGGCUGACUGUUUAAUCAAGCAUCAACGGGAGGAGGAAGAAAAACUUGCCAAGAAGCAGGAAGCAACCUUGAAGGAAAACUACAAGAAGUUUAAGAUGUUAGAAAGCUCUAGUAGUAAUGCUCCUAAUGCAGAUGCUAAUAGGUUAGCUCAACAUUAUGGGUUGCGUCGUUCCAGAGAUUCUAAGAAAUAG
This is a messenger RNA of Ipomoea triloba (trilobed morning glory), 966 nucleotides long. RefSeq names its product paraspeckle component 1-like. The record is from RefSeq and is a predicted model, not a curated record. Lineage: Eukaryota; Viridiplantae; Streptophyta; Magnoliopsida; Solanales; Convolvulaceae. Bases 349 to 966 code for a protein of 205 amino acids. The transcript has 4 exons. Gene Ontology annotation, molecular function: RNA binding.